This is a messenger RNA of Penicillium canariense, 1803 nucleotides long. Its product is annotated as GMC family oxidoreductase. Gene Ontology annotation, molecular function: flavin adenine dinucleotide binding; oxidoreductase activity, acting on CH-OH group of donors. The record is from RefSeq and is a predicted model, not a curated record. Bases 1 to 1803 code for a protein of 600 amino acids. NCBI's taxonomy places the organism in Eukaryota, Fungi, Ascomycota, Eurotiomycetes, Eurotiales, Aspergillaceae. The transcript has 4 exons. Gene Ontology annotation, biological process: secondary metabolite biosynthetic process.
AUGCUGCGUCAGGUAGCGGCUGUGUGCCUGGCACUCCACGCGAGUGCCGCUCAUUCAUUUGCGAUCGGCGAUGAAACAUUCGAUUAUGUUGUUGUGGGUGGUGGUACCGGCGGGAGCGUUGUUGCGACACGCCUCGCGCAGCAUUCCUUUAAAGUCGCGCUAGUUGAAGCGGGAGGGCUUUACGAGCUUGAGUCUCUGGCAGCGGUCCCCGCGGCUGAUGUGAUUCCAGUGGGAUCAGAUCCAAAUACGCAGUCCGCGAUCGAUUGGGGCUUUGUAACGAAGGGGCAACCGGGUGCGAACGGGCGCGCGAUCCAUUAUGCGCGGGGGAAAUGUUUGGGAGGAUCAUCAGCCUUGAACUUUAUGGUCUACCAGCGACCAACCCGCGAAUCGAUGCAAGAAUGGGCCGACGCGGUCGACGACAGCAGCUACACCUUCGAUGAAGUCCUCCCUUUCUAUAAACGAAGCGCACACUUCACGCCCCCAAACACCAAACUGCGAGCUGCCAACGCGACCACUGGGUAUAGAGAGGAUGCGUUUGACUCAUAUGGCGGGCCACUGCAGGUGUCAUACUCGAACUAUGCCAUGCCCUUUUCAUCCUGGAUGAACCUCGGGAUGCAGGCAAUUGGAAUCAACGAAACGCGGGACUUCAACUCGGGCUCUUUGAUGGGGGCGCAGUAUUGUUCGUCGACGAUUGAUCCAUCCAGCGAGCUUCGCAGCAGUUCACAGUCGUCCUUCCUUACCUCUACCAACCUGGAGACUCUAAAGACAUACUCCAACACGCUCGCGAAGAAGAUCAUUUUCAACGAGCAGAAGAAAGCAACUGGCGUGCAAGUGAAGGGAAUUCUGGGAAAUAUAUUCACUCUCACGGCCUCGAAGGAAGUGAUUGUCUCCGCUGGGGUAUUCCAAUCGCCUCAGCUUCUGAUGGUGUCCGGUGUCGGUCCAUCAGACCAGCUGGAGAAGCAUGACAUCGACGUCGUUGCCGACCGACCAGGUGUUGGGCAGAAUAUGUGGGAUCAUCCGUUCUUUGCCCCUACCUAUCGAGUGCGGGUCGACACCCUCACUAAGGUGGUGACCAACUUCCUCUACGCGGCCGGCCAACUUCUGACCAGCGCUGCGACGAAGUCCGGCCCUCUGACAAACCCGGUCGCGGAUUUCCUGGCCUGGGAGAAGAUUCCGCAAACUCUGCGCUCGAAGUUUACCCCGAGGUCGAAGCGUGCUUUGGCUGGAUUCCCUGAGGACUGGCCAGAGGCAGAGUAUAUCUCAGGUGCCGGGUUUAUUGGAAAUGCUUCCAACCUGAUUGCAGAUCAGCCCGCAGACGGUUACCAAUAUGCAUCCAUCCUGGGGGUUCUAACAGCACCUCUGUCGCGAGGCAACAUCACUCUGCAGUCCGCCGAUACUUCCGACCUGCCCGUAAUUAACCCCAACUGGCUCGGUAACGCUACCGACCAGGAAGUUGCCGUCGCCUUGUUCAAACGAAUCCGCGCGGCCUUCCAAAGCGAGGCCAUGGCACCCGUGGUCAUCGGGAAGGAAUACUGCCCUGGCGUUGAAGUUCAGAGUGACGCCGAGAUCCUUGAGUAUGUUAAGAACAACAUCAUGACUCUGUGGCACGCAGCUUGUACCUGCAAGAUGGGCAAACCCGACGACAAGAAAGCUGUGGUGGACUCUCAGGCACGCGUCUAUGGAGUGCAGGGAUUGCGUGUGGUUGAUGCUAGCUCGUUCCCCUUCCUUCCCCCGGGUCACCCCCAGUCGACAGUUUAUAUGCUUGCUGAGAAGAUCUCGGAUGCGAUCAUUCAGAGCGCUUAG